AGAAUAAUUAGAAAAAUUCUUUAUUGAACACGUGUGCCGUUUGUAAAUUUUGGAUUAUUGUUUUUAUUUUUCUCAAGAAUUUCAAGAAAGAUACAAAAUUAAGUAAAUAAACAAUGGAUGAUUUUAAACAACUUGGUCUUAGUAAUUGGCUUUGUAAGGCCUUAAAAUCAUUGGGAAUAACUGGUCCAUCAAAUAUUCAACGUGAAGCAAUACCUAUAAUUUUAUCAUCAAAACGACCAAAUGUUUUUGCCUGUAGCCGUACUGGUAGCGGUAAAACAUUGGCAUUUGUAUUGCCAAUUAUCGAAACAUUAGUCCGUGAUCCUCGACCAUAUUAUUCAUUAAUUUUAUCACCUACACGUGAAUUAGCUAAUCAAAUAUAUCAGAUGAUCAAAGCAUUAACUGUGAAUACAUUUUCCGUGAAAACCUUAUUAAUUAUUGGUGGUCAAAAUCAUGAAGAAGCUCAAGGGCUUUGGUUUGGAAAGCCAAAUAUUGUUGUUGCCACACCAGGCCGUUUAUUAGAUCAUUUAACAAAUCGUAAUUUUUUAGAUAUUUGUGGAAACAUUUCGAUGAUUAAAUUUGAUAUGCUCAUAUUGGAUGAAGCCGAUCAAUUGAUUAGUCCUGGGUUUUGUCACCAAUUAAAAGAUAUAUUAAAAUUUUUUGACAAUAUUGCCGAAGAAACAAAGCAUCGACGUCAAACAUUAUUGUUCAGUGCAACAUUGACUCAUGCAUUGGAAAAAUUGCAAGAAAUUAUAACCAAAAAAGAUAAUGAUGUAAAACCAGUUAUCAUUAAUCAAUUGCCUACAAUAGAUGAAGUUAAAACAGAAUUGGCAACAAAUUCUAGCCUAGAUCAACGUUAUCUUUUAUGUCCAGAAGCGAUUAAAGUCGUAUAUCUUGUCGAAUGUAUUCUCGAUAUAAAAUUCAAACAAUUGAUUAUAUUUUGUCAGACUAAAAAAGAAGCCAAUCUCAUUCAUAAAGUAUUACUUUCACUUGGAUUCGAUGGUCCUGAAUUUAAUUUGAAUCCUGUAUUAUUGAAUUCAAAUUUGAAACAACAUCUUCGAUUUGCUGCGUUAGAAACAUUUCGUUCGUUAAAAUCGAAAAUAUUAGUAACAACCGAUAUAGCUAAUCGUGGUCUUGAUUUACCUCAAGUUGAUUUAGUAAUCAAUUUUAAUUGUCCAAAAUCUCCAAUCGUUUAUAUUCAUCGUGUUGGUCGAACAUGUCGUAAACCAGAUUUCAGAUAUGAGCAACCGAUCAUUCUACAAACAGAUGAUGAUGAUGAUGAUGACAAUAAUGAAGAUGAUAAUGAUGAUGAACAAAACCGUAAACGUAAAAUAUACAACAAAAAAAAUCCAAAUUCUUUAAAGCCAAGAAAACAGAAAAUGUCCAAAUGUCAGACAUCGAUCUAUUUGGGUAAAUCAAUUACCUUGAUAACACAAUAUGAUUUAGAAUUAUUCAAAGCAAUUGAAUCAUAUAUCGGUAUUAAAAUGGAAGCACAAGAAGUGGAUGAAAAAAAUGUUACACAAAUUAUUAAACAAACAGCUAUAGCAAUAAAAGAGGCAGAAAUACGUAUCGACCAAGAAGAACAAGAAUCGAAUCGUUAUCCAAAUAUCAAACAGAAUAAAUCAAUGAACAAACGCCAAAAAUUGAAAUAGAUUAUGAAUCUGAUAUAUUUAUUUUAUUUGUUUUUUUCUGUUAUAUACUGUA
Dermatophagoides pteronyssinus (European house dust mite) is the source of this 1701-nucleotide messenger RNA. RefSeq names its product putative ATP-dependent RNA helicase DDX49. Gene Ontology annotation, cellular component: cytosol. Lineage: Eukaryota; Metazoa; Arthropoda; Arachnida; Sarcoptiformes; Pyroglyphidae. The record is from RefSeq and is a predicted model, not a curated record. Gene Ontology annotation, molecular function: ATP binding; RNA helicase activity; nucleic acid binding.